This is a messenger RNA of Sesamum indicum (sesame), 1192 nucleotides long. RefSeq names its product Pathogenesis-related thaumatin superfamily protein. The record is from RefSeq and is a predicted model, not a curated record. NCBI's taxonomy places the organism in Eukaryota, Viridiplantae, Streptophyta, Magnoliopsida, Lamiales, Pedaliaceae.
CUGCCUCCCAGAAACCUCCACUCUCCCUCCCGCCUCCAUUUCUCUCAACCAGGAGGCUUUCUUCUUCUUCAAUUCUUCUUCUUCAAUUCUUCUUCUUUCUUAUACAUACUUACGUACCCAUCUCUUAUAUAUAUAUAUAUAACUAGAAUGGGAAAGCUAUGCUGUGGUAUGCUCUUCCUGAUUCUCGCUAACUCCCUCGUAGCAGGAGUUUAUUCAUCGGCCACAUUUACAUUAGUGAACAAGUGCGGCUUCACAGUCUGGCCGGGCAUUUUGUCCAACGCUGGGAUCGCACCUCUUUCUACUACUGGAUUCGCCUUGCAGACUGGUGAAUCAAAAGUAAUCAAUGCGCCGUCUUCUUGGGGAGGCCGUUUCUGGGGUAGGACUCACUGCAGCCAGGACUCCACUGGGAAAUUCUCCUGCGUAACAGGGGAUUGUGGCUCCGGCAAGCUAGAAUGCGCCGGGGGUGGUGCUGCUCCGCCGGCCACGCUCGCGGAAUUCACGCUGGACGGGGACGCCGGGAAGGACUUCUACGACGUCAGCCUCGUCGACGGGUACAACCUGCCGAUGCUGGUGGUGCCGCAGGGCGGGUCCGGGGUCAAUUGCUCAAACACGGGAUGCGUAUUCGACUUGAACGGCGCUUGUCCAUCUGAUCUUCGCGUGACGAGCAGCGACGGAGAAGGCGUCGCGUGCAAGAGCGCGUGCGAGGCGUUCCGCAACGACCAGUACUGCUGCCGCGGAGCGUAUGGCACACCCGACGCCUGCAAGCCCUCGCAAUACUCGCAGGCCUUCAAGAACGCGUGCCCUCACGCUUACAGCUACGCGUAUGAUGAUAGGACCAGCACCUUCACAUGUACAGCGGCCGACUAUGUCAUAACAUUCUGCCCUUCGCCAAACACGAGCCAAAAAUCGUCGUCGGGCGGAUCGAACCCGGGAUCCGAAACCAACGGCAGAUCACCCAUCGACGGGAACAUGGUGUACGAAGGUGCAUUGGACGCGAGCGCGGCACCGUCCACGUGGGGGCACGUGCUCGGCGGAGGCAUCGCCAUCGUUGCGGCAAUGUGGCGGUUGUGUCAUCUAUUUUGAUUUUUACUCAUCCAGGGAUCCAAGUGGGCCCCCACUGAUCUUGUCGGACUUGGGGUGAUACAUCACGUGUGGACCAUUGAAAGGGUUCUGGUUCUUUCCCAACAGCCCC